AUGUCACUUUCGAGAACACCUCCUAAUGAAGCUGCUGCUUCAACUUCCGUUUUACCUGUUAACGCAGAAUUUGAAUCUGUAGUUGUUUCAGAGUCGGAGACUAAUUGUCAGAUUUGUAAUAAUUUGAUGGCAGAAAAUGACGAUUGUUUAAAUAUUACAAAUUGCAAUCAUUCGUUUCACCGUUCGUGUAUUGAAUUUUAUUUAACCAAUAACACAGAAUGUCCUAUAUGUAAACGUCCCUGUGAACUAGUAGAUCUGAAGAAACUGAAUCCUGUAAAUAAACAAAAUCCUACGUUAAAACAGAUCACAGGAAAGCGAGGAAGAGGAGCAAUGGCUAAACGAUACAACACUCGUAGCCAUGUUAGAAACCAUUUUCAAGAGAGCCAACGUCCGUCACAUGAAUUCAAUAAUGUAGCUAAUGACUCGGAGGAAGUUUUUACUCCAGGGCAAGUUAAUCGUCCAAGUUUAGAAAAUUCCCCAAACAUUGAAAAUCCUUCAAAUGCUAGACUUUCUAGAAACGCAAGAGCUACUGUAGAUUACGAAAAAUUAAAUCAAAUGAUUGAAAACAAUCUCACUCGUUACUGA
This is a messenger RNA of Lucilia cuprina (Australian sheep blowfly), 585 nucleotides long. RefSeq names its product RING-H2 finger protein ATL58-like. The coding region runs from base 1 to 585 and encodes 194 amino acids. The transcript has a single exon. Lineage: Eukaryota; Metazoa; Arthropoda; Insecta; Diptera; Calliphoridae. The record is from RefSeq and is a predicted model, not a curated record.